UCACCUUUCUCUCUGUUUCUAGGCAACAGCAUGGGAAUGUCCAGUUUGGAGAAAGACCAUCUUGGUCAGGAAGAAGAUGUAUAUCACACAGUGGAUGAUGAUGAGGCCUUUUCAGUGGACUUGACCAACAGGCCCCCUGUCCCAGUGCCCAGACCAGAGGCCAGUGCAUCUGCCACUCACCAGCUAUCUGACAAUGAAUCAUACAUUUCUAAAGUUUUUGCAGAAAAAAGUCAAGAGAGGCCUGGGAAUUUCUAUGUUACCUCAGAGAGCAUCAAGAAAGAGCCACCUGUCAGACCGUGGAGGGACAGGCCUCAGUCGAGCAUAUAUGAUCCCUUUGCUGGGAUGAAAACACCAGGCCAGCGGCAACUCAUUACCCUCCAGGAGCAGGUGAAGCUGGGCAUCGUCAAUGUGGAUGAGGCCGUGCUGCACUUCAAAGAGUGGCAGCUCAACCAGAAGAGGCGGUCAGAGUCCUUCCGCUUCCAGCAGGAAAAUCUUAAACGACUAAGAGAGAGCAUCACCCGAAGACAGAGAGAAAAGCAAAAAUCAGGAAAGCAGACAGACUUGGAGAUCACAGUCCCAAUUCGGCACUCACAGCACCUGCCUGGGAAAGUGGAGUAUGGAGUCUAUGAGAGUGGCCCCAGGAAAAGCAUCUUUCCCCCAAGGACAGAGCUAAGACGAGGAGACUGGAAAACAGACAGUACCUCCAGCACAGCAAGCAGCGCGAGUAACCGGUCCAGCACCCGGAGCCUCCUCAGUGUGAGCAGCGGGAUGGAGGGGGACAAUGAGGAUAAUGAAGCUCCCGAGGUUACCAGGAGUCGUAGUCCAGGCCCCUCACAAGUGGACAGCAUGCCCACCGUGCCCCUUGAGAGGCCCCCUAGGGUGCCACCCCGAGCUGCCUCACAGAGGCCUCCGACCAGGGAGACCUUCCAUCCUCCUCCACCUGUUCCACCCAGAGGUCGCUGAUUCCACCUCUUAAAGGCUACCUCCUUCCAGACUUUGAGACUUGCAGUUUUCAGCCUGUUAAAAUGAUGUCUUCAUGUUGAGUUUCAUGGCCUGACUGCUGACCCUAAGACCCACUCUCAUCACUGAUAUUGUUGUGGCCCUGCUGGUUUGGGCUUACCUUGAAGAAGAUAUUAUUAAGGCACAAAGAAUCAAAAAACUAAGAACUUCAUUCACCAUCAUCUAUUGAUCCACAUCCUUGUUUGCCAAGAGGAUGACGACUUAAUUGGAACUGGACUAAUUUGACAUGUCAGGAGCCUGAGAAGAUUGAUCAGAAACGUACAAGUGAUUUUACAGAAAUGCACUUAUAUUAGGUCUUACUUAUUUGCUAGUCCAAUCUAACUUCUGUGGUUAUGAUUUAAGACUUACAGUACCUAAUUUUUAAAUGAUUCUUCAGCUUUUCUGUAGCUUCAGGAGGGUGUUUAAAUGCCAGGGCUGGUCACAUACAGCAAACUCAAGGGGAUUAGAGAGGGAUUAGUCCUAACUCCUUUUAGAUAGAAGGAAAAUCUAAUUUCACUGAAGCCUGGAGCCAAGAGUACUCAAUUGGUUAGAGGAAGAGGUGGGUCUAGAAUCUGGACCUGCUGAUUCCAGAUCAUCACACUUCCCAUAUCCAAAUGGCCAAGCUCUCUCCUUCAAAAGAUGCCCAGAUGUAGAAAUGUGUUCAGUGACUAUUGACCUUCUAGAAGUUUCCUUUUUCCAUAUCUCCCAGGUAUGGGACUAUCAAGUAUUUGGGGCAUUUAUAAUUCAGUAUGCUUGCCAAAGAACAUCUAAAUGGAAACCAAAAGCUUGGCAUGCCAGGGAUCCCACUUAUUGCUCUGACUCCUUUAUAGAUCUUAGUUCUGGCCAUAGGAGACAGGGGGGGAUCCUUGACUUUCACUUUGCUGAGGGGUCAGAAGAAGAAGGAAGAACUUAAAAUAGAGAUAGUCCUCUGUUUUACUAUAAGCUUGUUAUUAACACCAGGUUGGGGAAAUCUGUGCAGAGAAUGUAGAGCCUUAGAUAUAUCAUUAAUUUUGAGUCCUUAGCAUAUAAAUCUACUUUGAAAACACAGGUCUUUAUUUUGAUGCUUAAAUAUACAGUAAAAUUAGUAUCAGACCCAUUUCUUUAAAAAUUAUCAGAAAUCUGAUGGUCCUACAUGAAAUUAUUCUCCAUCCCACACAAAGAUAUAAAAACUAUACUAUUAAAGAUCCAUUUAAGUACAGUUUUAUUGAGUCCUCUUCUAAUGAUUAAUGAUUCUUUUUCAGGCAAAUUCCUCAGUUCAGCAAACAACGAUUGAGUGAAGUUAACAGCUUCUGGGAUCUUGGGUUUUUGUUUUUCUUUUUUUUCCUGACAUAAAAUGCACUAUUGGCACUGUCCUUGAAGAGUAUUUGUGCAAAUUACCUACCACAAUUCCUGGCACAUGGUAGCUGUUUUGGAAUGGUCCCUUUACUCUCCUUGUCACUUAUCUGGGAAAUAUGAGAUAUAUAAGGAAAUAUGAGAUAAAAGAACAAGAAGUAUAAGACUGGUAUUCCUCUUAUUUAUAGACAGUCUCUAUUUUAAGCAUGCUUGAUCUUGAUAAAGCUAUACUUUUAAAAAUAUUUAAUGCCUCUAAGCCUCCUUUUGGAUGCCAAAUUUAAUUUUUUUUAGAUUCUUUGAUAAAUAUUUAGAUCAGUCACAUGACAAAACCUACUGCUAGCCAAUGGUGUCACCAUCUUUGUAUGCACAUCACUGUGUAAUAUUGGAAUAUUUUAUGGCAUUUUAUUCUUGUAGGAAAAUAAGUGGAAAACAUAAAAUUGAAAGUACUUAUGAUAAAUCUGGGUUUCAUAAAUGUGGCACACUUGAGAUGUGGCCUGAAAUGAUCAGGAGUGCCAAGUCAAAAAUGGCAAGUUUUAAAUCCUCAUUGAAUGUUCAUUGAACAUCCACAAAUGAUUGUGUGUAAAAGAAGAAAAUGAAAAAUUUGUAUGAAGCAUGGGGACCAUGUUAUCAAGGAAUAUCUCUAAAUGAUGGGGUGAAAUUUUUCAUUCGCCAAAAACAGAACCACUCAUUAUAAUUUAAAUUUACUCAAUUUCUACACACUCAACCUUAGUAUGCAUUUUUAGGAAUACAGACUGUAACAAAAUCAUGAAUUUAAGUACAAUGAGAAUCAGAAACUAAAUUGUAAAUAGGUAUGCAAAGAGACUGUUAAAAAGUUCCCUGUAAGAUGCCUCUCCUUCCCCAAGAUGUUAUAAACUGGCUCAAUAGACAGUGAAGCUGUUGGUCAUAUUCACCGCCAUUGCCUUUGCCUCUAACUGUGCCUCUAACUUUGUCCUCCAGUUCCCAGUCCAGCACUGUUCCUUCAUCUUAUGUUAAAACCUGUGAGCAUAUAACCCAACUAUAUGAGCAACAAAGUAUGAAUACUGAGAGACUCUAAACAGGAGGUUUGUAUUACAAUCGAAUAAUUUAACUUGACAUAUUUAAUGAUGUGAAUAAUCCCUAAGGCUUUGCCAUAAUUAGGUAAAGUAAUAGUAUGUAAAUGACUUCAAUGAAUAUUUUUCACAUCAAGCCAAGUUACCUACUCUUUCCCCCUCCUUUUGUCUUUCUUUGUUAUUAAAAAACAGGGAUCCUAGUCCACCCUACAUUACCUCAAUAGCUGGGAUUUUUAGAUCCCUCUCCCAUUUGCUCCAGGAAGUAAGUUGGUUUUCUGUGCUUGUCUUUCAAAGAAUACUGUGUGGAUUUCCAACUGGUUGGCUGAGGAAGCAUUAGUAACGGACUUAUUUCCAAAGAAGACAAGUAGCUAAUUUGGAUAUCUCUAGAAGAUUCAUCCUAAAAAUUGAUCCUCAAUUUUGAGGACUCUGAUUGUAUAAAUAUUUGCUUUGGUUUGAUAAACAAAUUGUGUUCUAUUCGUUUGCAAGUAUAAGUUAUUAAGAAUAAAAAAUGGUCUUCUCUAUUCA
Odocoileus virginianus texanus is the source of this 3905-nucleotide messenger RNA. Lineage: Eukaryota; Metazoa; Chordata; Mammalia; Artiodactyla; Cervidae. The record is from RefSeq and is a predicted model, not a curated record.